Molecule: messenger RNA, 2583 nt
Organism: Pseudophryne corroboree (corroboree frog)
Lineage: Eukaryota; Metazoa; Chordata; Amphibia; Anura; Myobatrachidae
Gene: KCNJ13
Product: potassium inwardly rectifying channel subfamily J member 13
Exons: 4
Coding region: 468-1592 (374 amino acids)
Biological process (GO): potassium ion import across plasma membrane; regulation of monoatomic ion transmembrane transport
Cellular component (GO): plasma membrane
Molecular function (GO): inward rectifier potassium channel activity
Source: RefSeq, a predicted model, not a curated record
CAGAGCCAGCAAGAGCUGCCCCCAUAGUCUCACAGAACGUGUCACUGGACCAGAGAGCUAAGUCACAGCGUGAUAAGGAAUCGCCGAGUAUGACACCAGAAAGGACCAACAAGCAGAUGUUAACACUACCUUGAUGAAUACAAGAGGGAUGUAACAAUACUUGUAAAUAAGAUCUUCAAGAGAUAAUUUCUACUAUAAUAUUUGGCAAAGUACAAGUGAUGUGCGGACAAUACUUACGAGAAGAAAGCGCCGAGUAGCAGAUUUCCUACGUCACUUGCAAAACCAAGCUUCACAGCAGGCUGGUCAAGUGACAGGACAAUAGGAAACUAGUGAGAGCCACGUGGUGGACGCUGCAAGAUCAGAAGCUUUCAUCCCAUAUUGUUAUACACGUUACCCCGUCACACUCGAUGUCGGCAUAUCAGUGACAAGGGACACACGUGGCGCAUCAGGUUUCGGACCAGCUGAAAAUGGUGCUGCAGGUCAGCGCAGACCGGGAGGAGGAUCCUCACAGCAGGUCCCCAAGAUGUACCCUGCUGAGUUCUUGUUCUCACCGGCUAGUUACUAAAGACGGACAUAGCACCAUAAAAGCUGUCGGAAUCCAGGGGCAGGGGCUGUCUUACCUGCGUGACAUAUGGGGGUUGUUACUUGACAUGCGCUGGCGUUGGAUGAUGUUGGCUUUUUCGGCUUCUUUCCUGGCCCAUUGGCUCCUGUUUGCAGUCUUUUGGUACCUUCUGGCUGAGAUGAAUGGGGAUUUGGCACUGGACCAUGAUGCCCCACCAGAGAAUCACACCAUCUGUGUCAAGUACAUCACUAGCUUCACCGCUGCAUUUUCAUUCUCUUUGGAGACCCAGCUUACCAUUGGAUAUGGCACCAUGUUCCCGAGUGGGGACUGUCCAAGCGCUAUUGCUCUUCUUGCUGUGCAGAUGCUGCUUGGACUCAUGCUGGAGGCUUUUAUUACAGGUGUUUUUGUAGCCAAAAUAGCAAGACCAAAGAACCGCACUCCAUCCAUCCUCUUCUCCAGGUUGGCUGUGGUAGGCAGUCCCGAAGGAAAGCCAUGUUUAAUGUUCCAAGUGGCCAACACACGUCCAAGCCCCUUAACCAUGGUGAGAGUCAGCGGAAUCCUUUACCAAGAGAGAGGUGAUGGGCAAAUCCAACAAAUCAGUGUGGACUUUUCACUGGAUAGUCAAACUGGCAGCGUGGAGUGCCCUUUCUUUUCUUUUCCACUGACUUACACCCACAGUCUGUCUCCUGGAAGUCCCCUGGCAGCCUUAUUGCAGCGUGAGACUAUAUCUUCUUCAGCACACUUGGAGCUUGUGGUCUGUUUAUCUGCUACUCAGGAAAGCUCAGGGGAAAUCUGCCAGAGUCGCACUUCAUAUCUACCAAGCGAGAUCCUCCAAGGGCAUCGCUUUGCACCAUGCCUGACACGCCGGCCCGAAGGAGGAUACCGCAUCUGCAUGGAAUCUUUUGGCCGUCCACUCCCUGAGUUACCACAAGCUUCACACAGACAACCCUACAGGACUGAGCUGGAGGUCUGCGCUAAUGGGCAAAGGGGGGACACCUUUCAAAUCUGUGAGACUGGACUGGGGGAAUAACAGACUGUACAGAUUACAUUACAUAGCCCCCAUCCAGCCAUCCUCAUUCUGAUAUCCAUGCUGACGCUUCUCUAAAGGAAAUUCCCACGGGAAAUGAGGGCGGUAUUAACAAGGCUCCAAAGACUGAUACCUUACUGAAGAACAUCAGGCACUGGUUAACCCCACUGAUACUAUAGGGGUCUGUGGGACUAUGCCUACAUGUUAAUGUAUAACUGCAAUAAAGAAUCGCUCAGGGGAGUGAGAUCACUCCAAGACAGUAGUAGAGACAACAGUUGUGUGCAGUGGACCAGCACAUACAUAUAUGUACUGCAAGAGAGUGUAUUCAGGUGCUUAAAGUGCAAAUGAUAUGUGGGAAGUCAUCUCUUCUUGUGCUAUACAAGAGUUUGUUUGAUCAGAUUAUCCUUUACAAUGUGGAGUGCACUAUAUUUAGAAAGACAAGAAAGCAGACGCACUCACACAACACAAAUGUGCAAGGAGGUACACAACCACCAAACGCAGGCAUUUUUAUAUGCUAAAAACAUAUGCAUGCUUCCUUGAGACCCAUGUAAGAGUUAUGUAGACAUUUGUAUAUCAUAGAGACAGGUGUAUAAUACACACUUGCAGGUGAAGAAUAUGCAAAAGUACAUGCAUACCCGCUUUGCCUCCUCAAUAAGUCUGCUCUUAGUGGAAUCGCUGUACUAACCCAUACCAGUUCCUAGCUGGCAGAUUACCAGGCGAGAGCAGAGAGAGAUGCUCCGUACCAGAGCAGGAAGGGACUGCACAGAGGCUGGCCCUGCAACUCCCACUUACUAUUCUUGUGACAAUAAACAUGACUAAAUGGUGUGCUUCCAGUUAGUUCCCUGCUGCUGAUUAAUGUGUCUGUACGUGGAGUGGUGCCUAUUACAGGACCAGCAUAUGCCUUUGUUACACAGCUAUGAUACAGAUAGUUGUAUAUUCAAUUUUUAUACAAUAAAAUACAGAUGUAUAAUACAUAAAAUAAAAGUGGUAAAGU